GGAUUAGUUAAGCUGUUGAUGCCCGUGCUGUUCGCUGGUUAGCUCUUGUGCUUUCAUUGCUUAUUCUCUUUCGACAGCAACACCAGUUCUGUUACACAUUCAUUGUAAAAUUAAGUUUUUCUGUCAGUUCAACAAAACCACAUUUUUUAAAAAAUCAAUUAAGAAACAAUGGCACGUACAAAGCAGACAGCUCGUAAAUCAACCGGAGGAAAAGCUCCGCGAAAACAAUUGGCUACAAAAGCCGCGCGUAAAAGCGCACCUUCAACCGGUGGAGUCAAGAAACCCCAUCGUUACCGCCCAGGUACGGUCGCUCUUCGUGAAAUCAGAAGAUACCAGAAGUCAACGGAAUUGUUGAUCAGAAAAUUGCCCUUCCAGCGAUUGGUUCGUGAAAUUGCUCAGGAUUUCAAGACCGAUUUGCGUUUCCAGAGCGCGGCCAUCGGCGCUCUCCAGGAAGCUUCUGAAGCCUACUUGGUCGGUCUCUUUGAAGACACAAACUUGUGCGCAAUUCACGCCAAGCGUGUAACAAUUAUGCCGAAAGACAUCCAGUUGGCCCGACGAAUCCGUGGUGAACGUGCUUAAAUAAAUCCAGCUUCAACUAAUCUAAAAAUCUUAUUAAAUAUUUCGACAUUUCACCAACUUCACACAAAUAAUCAUCUUUAUUAUGAUUCAAUCUUAAAUAUUGUAAACUUUAAAUUCAGCAUUUUUAUUUUCGUUUUCGUUUAGAUUAUUUAUAUAAACAUACAUUUUUAAUUAAACACAUCAAUUAUUAUUAAUUUAAUCGUUGUCACUGCCAAACACGUAGCAAUCGGCACGGGGUCGGUAAGAUGAGCCAAAAAAUAAUAAAUUAAGAGUAAAAUUAUUAAAAUUAUAAAUCUGUUCAUCUUGAGAAUUAAAAAAAAAACAUGCGUGGAAAUUAUCCGAUAAAGCCAGAGAGACAAAAAAUUAACAUGUUUAAUUACGUGUCAGACAGUCAUGACAUUGCUUUUUAGUGUCACAAUGCAUUGAACAAUUUUUUCAUUUUUUAUUUAAUUCUGCACUGAUCAUUAAUUCAAACACUGAUCGUUAAUUGAUAGUCGGUUAAUAUUUAAAUAAAUGAUUAAAGAAAAAAUAAAAUCAGCAUUGUGAUGUCAUCUCUGUUGGCAUUGAAUCUUUUUGAUAGAUUUUAUUAAACAUCAUUAAUCACUUUUAAAAUUAAAAUUCAUUACUAACAAAAAGGUUCAUAUGUACAAAUAGGGAAUAAUAUGUAAUAAUUUUUUGUAGGCAAUUAGAGUAAGAUUAUUAUUAAAAUUAUAAUUAUUAAUUAUUAUUAUUAUUAUUAAUGAUAUGUAAUCUAGAAGAAACCGAGUUCAGAUUAAAAAAUUCGACAUUGCUUAUCUCAUUUUUGGUUAUCAAUUUUAAAUUAAUCAUUUGAAAAUGAUAAGAGAAAUUAAAAAAUUUAUUAAAUUAAGGGCCAACUUUUCAAGCCGGGUUCAAAUUACUGCUAGUAUAUCUAUAUAUUAUGAAUGUAUAGAUAUACUAGGAAUAUUAAUUUGAACCUGGUUUGAAAAACUGACCAAGCAGUAAACAAAAUUAAUUAGAUUUUCACGAUUAUUCUUAAUUAACAAUAUUUUAUAUAAAAUGUAAAUCAUCGAUUGUUAAUUGAUUAAUUUUUUUUAUAAUUAUAAAAAAUCUCAUCAAACGUCUCGAAAGUUAUAAAUUAAUAAGCAAUGGCUUCUAUUUUAAAAAAAAGAGUACACAAUUUAUUUUAUUAUCAUUUAAUUUAACAAUUCGCGUUAAUAACUAGAUGCAUACACUUUAAUUAUAUCAUUAAUUAUUAAUUAAGUAAAUUUAUAUUUUUAGUUAUUACUAAAUGUAUUUGUUUUCGUAUUCUAGCAUUGUAUUAAUCUUGAUAUUAUCUGAAUAUUAAGUACAAUUUUAUGUAGACAGACUAAAUAUAACUGAUAAUAAUAAUGUACAUUAACGUGAAUAAUUUCAU
Messenger RNA from Microplitis mediator, 1975 nucleotides. Its product is annotated as histone H3.3A. The transcript has 3 exons. Gene Ontology annotation, cellular component: nucleosome. Lineage: Eukaryota; Metazoa; Arthropoda; Insecta; Hymenoptera; Braconidae. Bases 169 to 579 code for a protein of 136 amino acids. Gene Ontology annotation, molecular function: structural constituent of chromatin; protein heterodimerization activity; DNA binding. The record is from RefSeq and is a predicted model, not a curated record.